This is a messenger RNA of Periconia digitata, 2128 nucleotides long. NCBI's taxonomy places the organism in Eukaryota, Fungi, Ascomycota, Dothideomycetes, Pleosporales, Periconiaceae. The record is from the annotation of a GenBank genome assembly.
UUCCCAGAAUUCGUACUUCGGUCCAAGGUAAGCUGGCCCCUACUGCCGAUUUUCUCCCUUUCAGUCUGGCUUACAACACCGGCCAGGUCUGAACACCCGUUCAACCUGGAGCGCACUGUAUACGUACAGUGUCCCGAAUGGGCCCAGGCUGUCACUGCGUGCUAUCGGGGUUGCGCACGCUUUGGUACCAUUGGUCCGUUGCUCAGAAUGUUGGGCGUCGGCGUAGAGCUCACUGCUGAUGGCCUCAGAAUGCGGGACGAUCCUUCGGGGUUCAGAAAAUGGGCUGCGCGAUAUUCCACCUCACAGCUGCUCACACGAUUGCUUUCUGCCCAAAUUCGCGCAGACAAGGCAACAGAAUAUGUGUGUGAUUCUGAGCGUACGCGCCUUCGCAACAAAUAUAGGACUGCCAAUUGUCUAAUCAUUGCAAAUGCGCGGUAAUCCGCCAUAACACGAAUGAAGAGGCAAAGAUACCCGCCCCAAUCCGGCACCUGCAUCGAGGUGAUACUCCGUCUCCGUCGAGGUGUGUGGAUAUUUCAGCCAAUGCGGUGUGCCUACAUACAACCCGGUAAAGAUCAAACGGCUCGGUUGAACCCCCAGCCCCUACAAACUUCUUCCCCACACCCCAUUCCGGACCACCAUCCAAGACACGCUUUCUCAAGUGUGUUCCCUAAUCUGCAUGGCGUCGACACGGCCGAAUAGUAGCACGCUCCGUGUAUGAGCGCAACCACGUGCUGGAUUGCUACCCCCCUGGAGCGUGCUAGAGCACUCGCCUAGGAUCGCCGUGUUGGUAACCUCCCCUCGUAGGGUAUAUACUUAGUCCCCGAGACCCAUCCUAUUUCUUUUCAGGCUUCUGUCAAUAUUGGCUGCGCAUUACCUGCAGCAAAGCGAUGUUCCCAUGGAAUCUCCUUUGCGUUCAGCUCCUCUGGGCUUCGAGUCCAAUCUCGGGCAGUCAGGGUCCUUGGGUCUCCCGGUGGUAGUCCUGGCGGGCAUAUGUCUUCCACUGGUCCUUCUCUUCGCUUUCGCCCAUGUCUAUGCACGCGUGCUGGUCAACAAGUGGAUAGUUCAUGAUUAUGUAUACUUAAUUAGCUGUCUAUUCAGCGUCCUGUUUAUUGCUUUUUCUAUGCCUCUGGGUCUCGCAGAGCCUUUUGGUCAACGUGUCUGGAACAUCAACACUGCGGCAUUGACGAAGACAUAUAUGAGUCUUCUCCAUGCGUUCACGAUUAGUACCGGCCUAGUUCUCUGGUUCACCAAAGUUAUUACCUUUGGCUUUGUAAUACGUAUCUUUGACGCCCCCCGCUGGUUCAGACACAGUUCGUACGUUGGAAUCAUUUUGACUGGUCUUAUUUUCUCGCAAUAUACCGUCACUGUUGUCUUGGCCUGUGGACCUAAACCCGAUGACGACCUCAAAUCCUACAUCAAUGGCUUUCGGACCCAAGCAUGUUCCGCCCAAAGUGGUGUCCACAUGAUCACCGGAAUCACUACAUCUCUCUUUAACUGCAUUACGGACCUUUACCUCUUGUCGGCCGCGAUAUAUCUGAGAAAGACUUUGAGGGAGAGCACUAGACAGAUGAAAAGCACAUAUCUGCUCUAUCUCGGUGGAUUCCUUGCAUUUGUGUGCAGCUUCAUCUCGAUGGUAUUUCGAAUCAAGUCAUGGCAAGAUUCUGAUAUCACUGGAUACCAAGUCCCGAUCGAUUUCACCGUUAUCUUGGAAGUCGUGCUUUGCCUUAUCCUUCCCGCUAUGCCAUCAACCUUUGAGAUCUGGAAGUUCUACACACACGUUGAGAUCGUCGAGAGAAGCACUAUUGGAACACCGAGUACUAUGUGGCUUACCUCGCGAACGAACCUCUCGACUCUGCCCUCUACCCCAUCACCGUCGCACGAAGGGCGGGGCGGAUGGCGCAAAACGCAUCUCAGCAUCGAAGAGCUGCCCUUCCGAAAACCAUCUGUCGACUAUUAUCGCAACAGUCCCCUCAAGCCAUUGGAUAUGACUCGCAUGAAGGCACUCCCAGCGACACCCCUGCCCGCACCUAAAACACCGACGGCGCCCAAGACGCCUCGGACACCCAAAACACCAAAAACACCCAAUAGUGUCAAAAGCAUGCAAUUGCCUAUCCUAUUGGAGCAGUAA